AUGGGGAUACAAGGAUUGCUCCAGUUCAUCAAAGAAGCAUCUGAACCCAUUCACGUGAAGAAGUAUAAAGGACAGGUAGUAGCUGUAGAUACCUAUUGCUGGCUUCAUAAAGGAGCUAUUUCUUGUGCUGAAAAACUCGCCAAAGGUGAACCUACUGAUAGAUAUGUAGGAUUUUGUAUGAAAUUUGUAAAUAUGUUACUGUCUCAUGUCAAGCCUAUUCUCAUCUUUGAUGGAUGUACUUUACCUUCUAAAAAAGAAGUAGAGAAGACUAGAAGAGAAAGACGGCAAGCCAAUCUUCUGAAGGGAAAACAACUACUUCGUGAGGGGAAAGUCUCAGAAGCCAGAGAAUGUUUUACCCGUUCUGUCAACAUUACUCAUGUUAUGGCUCACAAAGUAAUUAAAGCUGCUCGGGCUCAGGGAGUAGAUUGUCUUGUGGCUCCUUACGAAGCAGAUGCACAGUUGGCCUACCUUAACAAAGCUGGUAUUGUACAAGCUAUAAUUACAGAGGAUUCUGAUCUCCUUGCUUUUGGCUGUAAAAAGGUGAUUUUAAAAAUGGACCAGUUUGGAAAUGGGCUAGAAAUUGAUCAAGCUCGGCUUGGAAUGUGCAAACAACUUGGAGAUGGGUUCACAGAAGAGAAGUUCCGUUAUAUGUGCAUUCUUUCAGGUUGUGACUAUCUCUCAUCAUUACGUGGCAUAGGAUUAGCAAAGGCCUGCAAAUUACUAAAACUAGCCAACAAUCCAGAUAUUUUAAAGGUCAUCAAGAAAAUUGGACAUUAUCUAAAAAUGAAUAUAAUAGUACCAGAAGAUUAUAUCAAAGGAUUUAUUCGAGCCAACAAUACCUUUCUUUAUCAGCUGGUGUUUGAUCCCAUCAAAAGAAAACUUAUACCUCUAAAUGCCUAUGAAGAUGAUAUUGAUAAAGAAACAUUGAGCUAUGCUGGGCAGUAUAUUGAUGAUUAUCUAGCUCUUCAAAUAGCACUUGGAAAUAAAGAUGUCAAUACUUUUGAAGAAAUUGAUGACUACAACCCAGACUCGGACAUGCCUACCCAAUCAAGAAGUUAUAGUUGGGUUGAUAAAAGACACCAAAAGUCAUCUGUUGUUUAUAGCAUAUGGCAUAGGAAUUACUGCUCUCGAAUUGAUGUUUCUGAUGAUGUAAGCUCAAAGGGAAAAACGAGUACUGUGGGCAUUGAGCAAAUAAUUAGUACUAAUGCAUUAAAUCUUCCACGGAAAUCAUCUUUUGUGAAAAGACCAAGAAAUGAGUUAUCAGAAGAUGAUCUGUUGCGUCAGUAUUCUCCUUCAUUUACAAAGAAGACCAAGAAAAAUAUAUGUGAAGGGUAUAAAACAUCAAACUCUCUUGAAACGCCCAUUUCUAGCCUUGCAGAUGAAGCUACUAACAAAAAAUGCUUAAGCACACAGCCUACAAGGAGAAAAUAAAUUUGCGACAUUUUACAGAGAAAAAAUAAAGAAAGAGAUGCAGUUGUGGUUCCAGGAACCAGAAUCAGGUUUUUUUGCAGUUCUCCAGAUUCUUUUAACUGUGUACCCAAGGAAAACUGUGACCAGUUUCUAGAUGAAACUGCUUUCAUGGAUAAAAAGAGCAACCUAAAAGAAGUGGAUUGUCUUAAGGACAAGAAACUAGUUGAUUCUGAUGUAGCACAGAAAUCAGAUGAUCAGAUUCCAGAUGAUGUGACUGGGAUUAGCAAAGAAGAGCCCCAGUCUUUUGAGACUUGUACAUUCAUCAAGACCAUUUCACCACCUACAUUGGGGACACCACGAAGUUGUUUCAGUUGGUCUGGAAAUCUUGGAGAAUUUUCAAGAACUCCAAGCCCCUCCUCAGCCACAAGUACAUUGCAGCACUUUCGUAGGGAAGAUCUCAAGAACAUAACAAAUGUUGUACCACAAAGUUUGAAUGCAUCAAAACCUUCCUCACUUUCUAAUAAGGAUAAUGAUCUCAGAGUACUAAAGUGGGCAUUUAUUCUUCAGGUUCCUGGACUUUAUAAAUCUUUAUCUUAUACAGGUCUUUCUUCGACCAAAAUCAAACCUCUACUGCCUGCCAGAGUUCAGUGGGCUGAGAAAGAAUUCAGCAAGAAUCAGAAGAGAAAUCACCAUAAUGCUGAGAAUAAGCCAGGAUUGCAGACAAAGAUCAAUGAUCUUUGGAAAAAUUUUGGAUUUAAGAAAAAUUCUGAGAAAAUUUCUUCUUGUCAGAAGCCAGCUCCUCUGUCUCCAGUCAAAGAUAACAUCCAACUAACUCCAGAAACAGAAGAUAAUAUAUUUAACAAAUCUGAGUGUGCACAUGUUCAGAGACCAAGAUUACAAUAG
Molecule: messenger RNA, 2313 nt
Organism: Suncus etruscus (white-toothed pygmy shrew)
Lineage: Eukaryota; Metazoa; Chordata; Mammalia; Eulipotyphla; Soricidae
Gene: EXO1
Product: exonuclease 1
Biological process (GO): mismatch repair; DNA recombination
Cellular component (GO): nucleus
Molecular function (GO): DNA binding; 5'-3' DNA exonuclease activity; 5'-flap endonuclease activity
Source: RefSeq, a predicted model, not a curated record